Messenger RNA from Seminavis robusta, 1066 nucleotides. The record is from the annotation of a GenBank genome assembly. Lineage: Eukaryota; Bacillariophyta; Bacillariophyceae; Naviculales; Naviculaceae.
AUGGCAGCUAAUCGAUUGCGCGAAGCGAUGAAGAACCUGGGCCAGCAAAUGGGCAACAUGGGUGGUGGCGGCGGUGGAGGCGGAAAACGAGGUGGUGGAGGCGGAGCUCAAGCAGCGGCUGCCGCUGCGGCUCGAAGUGUGGGAGCCAUUGCCGUCGCUACUGGUCUGGGAUACGGAGCCUACAAUUCCAUCUACACAGUCCAAGGAGGUCACCGUGCCGUGGUGUUUAAUCGUAUUGUGGGAAUGAAAGAUACCGUCUAUGGCGAAGGUCUCAAUUUCAACAUUCCCUGGUUCGAGAGGCCCAUCAUCUACGACAUCCGAACGCGACCCGUCAACCUGCAGACUCUGACGGGAAUUGGUCUGGAUCUACCGAUAUUUGGACUCAAAUACGAUGAGAGGAUCUUGCCCAGUGUCAUGAAUGAGUGUGCCAAAGCCGUCGUGGCACGCUACAAUGCCAAUGAGUUGCUCACCAAGCGUGACCUGGUGUCUCGAGAGAUCUCGGUCGAGUUGAGAAAGCGAGCUGGAUUUUUCAACGUUUUGCUGGAGGAUGUGGCCAUUACCCAUCUCAGUUUCAGCCCAGAAUACGCUAGGGCUGUCGAAGCCAAGCAAGUUGCCCAACAGGAUGCUGAACGUGCCAAGUACGUUGUCAUUGGAGCUCAGCAAGAAAAGAAAACCAUCAUCACCAAAGCCAAGGGAGAAGCCGAGUCUGCUUCUCUCAUUGGUAAUGCUGUAAAGCGAAACCCUGGUUUCAUGAAAUUGCGUCGCAUUGAUGCCGCUAGAGACAUUGCUGAUAUUGUGGCUGGAAGUGGAAACAAGGUGUACUUGAAUGCCGAUUCUCUACUCUUGAACCUCCUUGGAGAUGCUGACGACAAAUUUGAAAGGUCGGUCCAGAGCAAAAGGCGCCUCUGGUAGAUGAUUGAGUGAGCAGUCCGCCACAGGAACUGACCUAUGUCAGGAUGUUGAUAAUACUGGUAGUAAUAAAAGCAUUGAAUGCAUGCUUUGCCUUUUGGAUAAGAAAUUAAAUUCUUCACUGUUGAUACAUUCAUCGAUUUCACCUCGCUUUCCA